UGCGUGCGCAUGUUUACACAGACGGGAAUCCUGCGCCAGAGGAAGUGCGCUCUCUCCGUCUGCGUCCCGGUUUCCUGCUCGGACCUGGAGCCUCCAGGAGCCUCACUGAUCCUCUCAGCCUCUCAGCCUCGGACCUUCAGCAGCAGCAGGGCAUGGAGCCCCGACCCGGCUCUCCAACACCGGUGUGAGGCUCAAGGGCAGCGGCAGCGGGACCGAGGAGAGGAGCGGAGCAGCGGUCCGUCCGGGUAGAUCGCCUGUAUCGACAGCGCCAUGGAGAGCUCCAUCACCCUCUGGCAGUUCCUGCUGCAGCUGCUGGUGGACCAGAGCCACAAGCACCUCAUCUGCUGGACGUCCAACGAUGGCGAGUUCAAGCUGCUCAAGUCGGAGGAGGUGGCCAAGCUGUGGGGGCUGCGCAAGAACAAGACCAACAUGAACUACGACAAGCUGAGCAGAGCGCUGCGCUACUACUACGACAAGAACAUCAUCAAGAAGGUGAUUGGCCAGAAGUUCGUCUACAAGUUCGUGUCGUUCCCGGAGAUCCUGAAGAUGGACCCGGCGGUGGUGGAGUCGGGCCGCAGCGGCGAGGAGAGCGGGGGGGCCGCGUCGGAGCCGGAGGGCGAGGAAGAGGAGGCCCGCGACCGCAACCAGUACCUCCACUCCGGCCUGUACUCCUCCUUCACCAUCGGCUCCCUGCAGCAGCCCCCCGAUCCUCACCGGCCAAUCAAAACGGAGCCCAGGUCCGAUCGCCGCGACGACAGCUCCACCGUCAUCCGGUUCGUCACCAACUCCGGCCACUCCUCCCUCCCCUCCACGCCGCCCCUCUCCUCCAGCGAGAGCUCCGGUUCCUCCCGGCCGUCCCCCCGGCUGGCCUGCUCCUCCCCCUCGCCGCAGAGCCCCGCCCACAUUAGGGGGCGGAGCCAGAGCGCAGAUACUGACGAGUCGGAGCCCGAGGCUCAGCCCCUGAAUCUGUCGUCCGGUCACAGGGAGAGGGAGAGGUCACGGAGCACGGCCCCGCCGCUGAGGAGGGGGCUGGCCAACGGCUCGCUUUCCAAAGGUAGAAAACCCAAAGGCUUGGAAAUCUCCGCCUCCUCUCUGCUCCUGACAGGAAGUGACCUCGUCUCCAUCGCCCUCAACAGCCCGGCGCUGCCCUCCGGGUCCAUGACCCCGGCCUUCCUGACAGCACAGACUCCAUCUGGCCUGCUGCUCACGCCCAGCCCUCUGCUGUCCAACAUUCACUUCUGGUCCAGCCUGAGCCCGGUGGGUCCUCUGAGCCCCGCCCAGCUGCAGAGCCACGCCCAACUCUUCCAGUUCCCCUCGUUGCUGAAUGGAGCCUUCCCUGUGCCUCUCCCCACCGUGGAUGCUCCUUCUCCACUGAUGCUCUCCUCCUCCUCCACCCACAAGUCCUGAUGCCAGACUGAGCUCCAGGAGCAAACGGGGCCGAAGAGAGCCAGAGAGGGCCAAGACCAGAUCAGCGAUAACCAAAGGAUCAAACCAAACUCUGACGCUGAACCACAGAGGACUGGGACUCCAGUCACACGUUGAUCCAAGACUUCUAGAAGAAACUGGAGUUUCGCCCUCCAAGAAAAGCUUUAGAUACUUCUCUGUAUGUUUACUUCAGGGUUUUCUUACGUCAGCGUUAAUGUUUCCUUAUAUGCAAACAAACUGACUGGAGGUCAGACUUCAUCGACACCUCAUCUCAUUUAUCAUCCAUCUCAUCCCACGUUGGGGGUCAGUUUUAUCUUAAAGACUGCUUGAAAUUUGAUGAAUGCUUUUUUACGUGUCGCUCUCGUUGCCAUCUAUACUCCCAGCAUCUACGGCUCUGACUCAGAUGAAGAUCUGAGGAAGUCCUUUGUCAGAACAAUUGAGAUUACAAAGACCGCACUUCGCUAGAACUCUUUGUAAAUGUAAUCUAGGGUUUUCUUUCUAACCAGCUUUUAACCAUCUCGAUUCAAGAUAUGAACAUGCCCGCUCUCAAGUCUUGAGGGCACAUCAACGUUUGAGAAGCGAUAACAGCAGAACAUCUUUAUUAAGUAAACAUACAUUGUCUGUUCCAUCAUGAUUAUCAAAUGCAGCACAGAGGUUAUUUUCUUGUCAGCAACACAGCAAACGAACAUAUUUCCUAAGAUCUUUAAAGUGCACUUACAUUUAUUCACAGUGGGAAUUUAACUGUAUAAUUAGAAUUUACAGUCAAAUCUGUGAGAUGAUAGAUAGCAAUACAGGCGCUCAUGCUGGCGAUUCUGUUCUCUGUAAAGUUUCCCCUCAGGAUCAUAGAUGUUCCUUCUUGUAUUAAGAAAUCCGGACUCCUGGACUCUCGACUACGUGGGACGUGACCUUUGACCUUUGACUCCUAGCAAGGCAUCUGCUAGCCAGAGAGAACAUGCAUGGAACUCCCUGCAUGAUUUCUUCCACUUAUUCUUUGUUAAUGCACUGUACCUUUAAGCCAUCUACCAGCCGUGCCUUUUAUAAUGUAAGAUUUCUGUACAUUUUUUAUGAGCUGUAAUUGCAAUUUGGGUCAAAACUGCACAAAUGAGGUUGUUUUUUUUUUCUUAAAAAAAAAGUAUAAUGUUUUCUGGUUAUUUUUCUAGAAAAAAAAAUUAUGGAAGCAUAUUCUCAGUGAUUUUCUUUGUUUUUUUGAAGGAAUAACAAAACGAAAAAAAAAACACUUCUCUGUUGGGACACUUUUUUUUUCGAAACCAUUCAAAGAACGACAGCAACACAAGACGGUUUAUGAAACAGUUUAAAUUUACUUCUGAUGGUUAUGAGAAAUAAAUAGUUCC
Molecule: messenger RNA, 2777 nt
Organism: Cololabis saira (Pacific saury)
Lineage: Eukaryota; Metazoa; Chordata; Actinopteri; Beloniformes; Belonidae
Gene: elk3
Product: ETS transcription factor ELK3
Exons: 5
Coding region: 271-1407 (378 amino acids)
Biological process (GO): cell differentiation; regulation of transcription by RNA polymerase II
Cellular component (GO): nucleus
Molecular function (GO): DNA-binding transcription factor activity, RNA polymerase II-specific; sequence-specific DNA binding
Source: RefSeq, a predicted model, not a curated record